AUGUCUCUUCGCACCUGCCUCAACACUGCAGUGCGCGGAACCGCCCUUGCGCGCACUCCCGUUGGUGCCCGCCCGGCUGCUCGUGCUACCCCGGUCGUCCGCCAGCGCCUUGGUCAGCCGUCGUUCCGCCGGUUCGUGAGCGACGACGGCUCGAACAAGGCCGCGAGCGCUGCCCGUGACCGUGCUGCUGUUGGCACUUCUACAUGGAAGGCCGCUAGCGUCUUCCUCAUCACGGGUGUUGGACUGUACUACUACAUGACCACUGAGAAGGCCAAGGUGGAGGAGCGUCGUCGCAAGGAGCUCGAGAACAAGUCGGUCGGCCGCCCGAACAUUGGUGGCCCCUUUGACCUCGUUGACCAGCACGGCAAGCCGUUCACCCACGAGGACCUCCUCGGCACCUGGAACCUGAUUUACUUUGGCUUCACCAACUGCCCCGACAUUUGUCCCGAGGAGCUGGACAAGAUGGCCAUUGUCGUCGACCAGAUCGACAAGGAGAAGGGUCCCAUCAUUACUCCCGUCUUUGUCUCUGUCGACCCUGCGCGUGACAACGUCGCCGCCGUCAAGAGCUACGUUGACGAGUUCCACCCCCGCCUCAUCGGCCUGACUGGCGAAUAUGACAACGUCAAGCGCGCGUGCAAGUCGUACCGCGUCUACUUCUCCACCCCUCCCGAUGCCAAGGCCAGCGACGACUACCUCGUCGACCACAGCAUCUUCUUCUACCUCAUGGACCCCCUGGGCCAGUUUGUCGACGCCUUUGGCAAGAACACCACGUCCGACGAGGUGACCGCCAAGGUCCGCGAGGCAGUGGGCAAGUGGGAGGCUGCUGGCGGCAACAAGGCCGCUGGCGUGCCCGAGAAGAACUAG
This is a messenger RNA of Apiotrichum porosum, 864 nucleotides long. RefSeq names its product Cu-binding protein (gene SCO1). The transcript has 3 exons. Gene Ontology annotation, biological process: mitochondrial respiratory chain complex IV assembly. The record is from RefSeq and is a predicted model, not a curated record. Lineage: Eukaryota; Fungi; Basidiomycota; Tremellomycetes; Trichosporonales; Trichosporonaceae. Bases 1 to 864 code for a protein of 287 amino acids.